AUGAUGUCAUACUAUCCUAUUUUCGCGGACUUACCUCUGAAAAAAGAUGGGCCACAUGGAAAUGCAUGGGGACUAUGGGGUCCAGAAGAUCAAGUUGGAACUUUGAAUCAUCUUACCGAAGAGACGGUCGCAAGAGCUGCAAAGGAACAGAUCAAGUCUGGCAAAAGCCUAUCUCUCAAUUGGACCUUGACUGGAUCAUCCUAUCCUCUCUUGAGUCGCAAAACUUUGGAUCUCAAAAUCAUCAACAAGGCCCCUAUGAAGAUCGCACAUGACGAUGAGUGGUCAUUCAAUUCACAAUGCAGUUCUCAAUGGGAUGGUUUUCGACAUUAUGCAUAUCAAAAAGAGGCCCUUUACUACAUGGGCCGAACUGCGGCGGAAUUCGCAAGUUCUCCAGUACCAAAUGGAAUUCAACACAUCGCCAAUAAAGGUAUUGCAGGUCGCGCUAUAUUGAUAGACUGGUACAAAUGGGCCGAAAAGAACGGUCGCACUAUCGAUGCCAUGACUGCUCAUGCUGUCUCUUUCCCCGAGCUCCUUGAGGUUCUAAAAGACCAGGGGCUAUCAGAAGGGUCUUUCAGACCUGGAGACAUUAUCCUGUUUCGAUUCGGGUAUAUUCGCCAGUACGAAAAUAUGGCGGAGGAAAAGCGAGCUCAUUUGGAUGAGCUGUAUAAAAAGCAAAAACCCGAGAAUAUCGGCAUUCAACCUUCAGAAGAGCUAUUGAAAUUUCUUUGGGAUAAAAGAAUUGCAGCUGUUGCAGCGGAUACCCGAUCUUUUGAGGUUUGGCCUUGUACAGAAAAUCAAUGGCAUCUGCAUGAGUGGCUAUUGGCAGGCUGGGGGAUGCCGAUCGGGGAAUUAUUCUAUCUCGAAGAAUUGAGCCGAGCAUCCGACGAAGCUGGAAGAUAUACCUUCUUUCUCACUAGCUCACCUAUGAAUGCGCCCGGAGCAGUUGCAAGCCCACCUAAUGCAUUGGCAUUUUUCUAG
Molecule: messenger RNA, 978 nt
Organism: Penicillium angulare
Lineage: Eukaryota; Fungi; Ascomycota; Eurotiomycetes; Eurotiales; Aspergillaceae
Exons: 6
Coding region: 1-978 (325 amino acids)
Molecular function (GO): arylformamidase activity
Source: RefSeq, a predicted model, not a curated record